This is a messenger RNA of Cryptococcus amylolentus CBS 6039, 945 nucleotides long. RefSeq lists its product as hypothetical. The record is from RefSeq and is a predicted model, not a curated record. The transcript is spliced from 2 exons. The coding region runs from base 94 to 789 and encodes 231 amino acids. NCBI's taxonomy places the organism in Eukaryota, Fungi, Basidiomycota, Tremellomycetes, Tremellales, Cryptococcaceae.
CCUGAAUACUGCUGGAAUACUGCACAGGUAGCCAACAGCCCCCGGCCUUGAAACUCCAACAUCCCGAGCGAAAGAAAACGCACCACGCGCACCAUGCAGUCCCUCUCCCCCGAGUGCACCCCUCUCAAGCAUCGCUACGACACUUGCUUCAACCUCUGGUUCGAGGGCUAUCUCCAGCCAGCCCUCGACGGCCGUCCCGUCGUCGCAUACCCCUCAACCACCUCCUCCGCCCCCUCGACCCCUUCCUCUUCGUCAUCUGCUACCUCUGCAGUCGCACCUCCUCCUGCCACCCAGGCGAACGCCGAAGAAGAGCGUAAGAAGAAGCCCCUGAUCACCUCCUGGGCAGCUUCCAUCGCUCGGCGCUCUCCUGUUGCUCCCCGCCAGUCACAGCAUGCGCAUUUCGGGCAUCAUGGCCAGGCGGCCGACGUGGGCGAACGAGCCGGCCUCGAGUCCCAAGACCAUCCUCAGGGUGGAUACGACGUGGAGGAGUUUGAGAUUGAUACGACUGGCAAGACGCGGGCGCAGAUCAAGGCAGAGGAAUAUGACAGGGCGUGUGGCGCACUCUGGAAGGACUACCAAGGUUGUCUCCAGGUUCGUGGCACUUUUCUGCAUCACCGAAUCAAGCUGACCAGAGUCAUGUCUGAGCAGAAGUCUAUCAAAGAGAACGAAAGUCUUUCGGUCCUCCUCGAGCAAGCAAGAGAAGAACAUCCUCUCAAGAGCAUGGACAAGCUCGAGGGAACGGCUUGGGAUCCCAAGACAAAUCCUGCCGACGUCUUUGGAAAGGACUAGACUCUAAGAGAUGGCCUGUCGUGGACCACCACAUUUGUAGCAUCAAAUCCGACAUUUUGGGAUUUGCCUGUUGUAUAAUCACCAGAUAGUCAAGACACAAUCGUUAGACACCACUCUCAACAGCAUGAAUCUGACAAAGUCAUAUGAUAUAGCGAA